ACAUUGUGUCCCGUUCUUUCUGAAAGACAUCUUUUGAAUGACACCGAACAGUCCAUAACCUUUAGCAGUUAUAAUUUUGAACUUGCAAUAGAAAUUCGUGCGAACAUUCCAUCGGUCCAGCAUGUACUUCGCCCGGACGAUUGCAGCACUGGUGUUGAUGAACCAAUUAUUAUAGAAUUAUAUGGCUGCUGUAGCUUAUUAACUUUUAAGAAGGAUACCGUAGAUGCUGUUACUUAUCCUCUGAAAGAGAAAGAUGGUUUUAAAGGAUAUAUGAAAGACGUUAUUGAUAGAUUAGGGGAUAUCCCACCAAUAUCAUUAUCAAAGCAUUAUUUUAAUCUUGGUCAAGCUGAUGUAGAUAUAGAAAAUAUCAAUCCAAGAAUAUCUCAUUCGAUAUGUCUCACAAAUCAUAAUUAUUCAAAUUUGCUAAUUACUUGGGAGAAGGAUGCUGAUAAAAUUUUUAAUAUAACACCUUCUGAGUUGUUAGUCCAUGCAUAUCAAUCUGCUUUAUUUGAACUUACGUUUAAUCCUGAUAUAAAAUGUAAUCUAUACGGAAGAAAGAUUAUUUGUUCUGUUUUUUUGGAAAAUAAACAGCUCUCUACUUUUCCAUUUGUUACAUCUGCAACAGUGAUAGGUCACUCUUUUCCUGUUAUAUCGAAUGGAUGGAUUCCACAGUAUGAAAUACCUCAAACUGUAAUAAUGCCUCCAUGUGUACCACCAUAUCCAGUUUAUACCACUUUUCUCAUUAAAAGAUUUGGACACUUACCUCUCAUGUUUCAAUUUGUUUCACCAUCAACAACUUAUUUUCUUGUUAAACCAAUGAUUGGUGUAAUUUAUCACGAUUAUCAAAUAAUUAUGGUUGAAAUGACACCUAAGCCCCAGAAUGAACAGAUUUAUAUAGAAAGAUGGACAGUAUAUUUUAAUGGAAAUAUGAAAAAUGAACAUUAUAUAGAUUUUAAAGGAUACGCAGAGUAUGCAAAUAUUGUUUUUAGCAAUAACAAUACAUUAAGUUUUCCAUCAGUCAUGUCAGGUUGCCAACAGUUUUUAGAACUUGCAAUGAGAAAUGUUACUCGUCAUAAAAUGAAAUAUCAAUUUUAUCAGUUGCCACCUGAACUUAAUAUGCAAUCUAUAGAUGGAGAAAUUGAUGCAAAUGAUACUUUAAAUCAAGAAUGUACCUUUUUUCCAAUUAUGCCAGAUAUAGACUAUGAUUUUGAGGUACAAUGCAUUUUAAUUGUCGUAAAAAAUGGAAUAACUGUUGGGUCGAAAUGCUGCGUAAUUUUACGUGUUCGUGGAAGUAGCAAAAUAGGCUCAUUAAAGGCAAUUCCAAACGAAUUACAUUUCGGAGAGCUGGAAUAUAACGAUACGAAAACGUUGCAUUUCGAUCUUAUUAAUUCUAGUUCAGUAAAUAUUUAUUAUAAACUAAUUUGCGUUCAUCGUAAUUGGCCAUUUGAAAAUAUUGAAGAAGAUGUUAAAUUACAUCCAGUGUCGGAAACGAUUUUCUCAGGAUCACGUAAAAGAAUUAUGGUUUCCAUUACUCCGCGUACAGCAAUAUAUUAUGAAAUUGCAAUUCAAUAUUUGAUAAGAAUUAAUUUUCGAUCAGAUAUAUUAAUAGAUAAACAAGAUCCAGUACAUAUUUGUAAUGUGUACUGCAUGUGUAUCUUGCCAACAAUGAAAAUUAAAUGAAGUAUUAGAAAACAUAUUGCCAGGAGAAACAAGAACUAUAAAUAUCGAUCUUUUCCCGAUGCUCAUAAAUAAAGGAACUACAUUAGUAGAAUGGAUAAUGAUCAAUCUCUCAUCAUUCCCUAUUAAAUUGGCUUCAAAAAGAAUCAAAACAUGUUCUUGUAAACCUAUAGUAAAAACAGUUCGUUAUUUACCUCAACAUACAGAAACUGAUUGUGUACAUACGGAUCUUUGUGUAAUGUACAUAGACUCGGAAAUAUUACAACCAAAGAAAAAAACCGUGAUUGGUAUGAAAAUUCAUUACACAUUAGUCGGAAGAACAAUAAUAUGUUGGGAAUUGAAUAUUGGACAUGAUCGUCAUAUUAUGUUAAAUGUAAUAAUUAAUUGUUUAACCGAGUCUCAGUCCCAAAAUAAUUUCUUAAGCACUACACUCGUAAAUUUCGGAAAAAUUUAUCUUGGAAACAAGGCGGCAAUGCAUAGGAUAAAUUGGAUAUUCAAUAUUACAAAUAAUGAUUUGCCAUAUUCUGUAGAUAUUAGUAAUAUCUGCAAAAUGAAUGAAAAUUAUCAUUGUCAGAUUUUUUCGUGUUUAACGCAAUAUGGUACUAUAAAAGGUGGAACAGCUGUACCUCUUCUUUUAAAGUUUGAACCAAGAAUGUUUGGUGUAUAUAAGAUAACAGUUCCAAUAACUAUGGGUGAUAAAACAGAAGAAUUGACACUAGAAGGGGAGUCAACUUCUGAUUUCAGAUUAGUCAGUAUUUCAAAAACAAUACCGUCUCAAUGUGCUUGUAAAACUCCACUAUUUCCUGCUCAAGACAUAUCGGAAAUACUGUACGUCGACAUAUUUCCUCGAAAGGGCAUAUUACAUCCAAAAGCAGUGCAAAGUUUUAAAAUAAAAAUUUCUACUAAAGGACAUCCUUGUCGAAUCGAUAUUUAUGUACCAUGUGUAUUUUUUAAUGCUAGUAAAAGGCGAGAAUAUCAAAGAAGUAUUCUCAAACAUGCUAUUUUAAACCAAGAACUAAAAGAACAAUUCACCAUUACAGAAAAAGAAACUUAUAUAACGAAAUCAUGGAUAGAAAUACUUGACCCACCUGAUCGAUACUAUAAAACAUUAAGUUUACGUUGCAGUAUAUAUCCUGUUGAAGAUGAAUACAUAAAAAUUGACUUAUUAAAAGAAUUAAAAGCUUCUCCAUCAAAUAUAAUUUAUUUUGAUGAUAAUAAAAAUUACACUGUUUUAAGCGAGAAAGAGUUUUGUAUAAGUUAAUUUUUAGGGAUAUUAUCAACAGUGAAAGAUUUAAGAAACUAAUUGAAAACGCAUUAAUUCCUGAAAGAAAUUUGUAUUAUACGCAAUUUAUGAUGAAUUUUUGGGAUCGAAAGAGAUUAAUACGAAGAUCGUACAUAUCUCCGCCAUUAUCUCUUAUUGAUUCAAUACUAGAACAAAUGUUAUUUAUGAUAAUACACGAUGAAUUUUCCCUAAAAACUGCACAUUUAAUUCCCAAUGAAGACAUACGGCAUUAUAAUUAUCUUAAAAUGUUACCCAAACAAAAAAGAACCGAUCUCGAAAAUGAGUUAGACAAAGGUAGUAAUCUUUCAAUUUUUUGUAGAUUAAUUUUUUAUUAAUCUCUGUUAAAAUAAAAUCAUUUAUUUAAAUGAUUCCAUUUUAGAUUAUAAUAAACCUAAGUUUGAUAAUGAUAAUGAUGAUGAU
Molecule: messenger RNA, 3379 nt
Organism: Heterotrigona itama
Lineage: Eukaryota; Metazoa; Arthropoda; Insecta; Hymenoptera; Apidae
Source: the annotation of a GenBank genome assembly